AAAAUCUUUAUUUUAAGAAAUAAAUAAAUUUUUAUUUUAAAUAUAUAUAUUUUUUCAAAUUCAUAAUUUAUAUUAUAAAUAUUUAUUAAAUAAUCUAAUUUAUAUUAUCACACACCAAUUCUAAUAUAAAAUAUAAAUAAAAAUAUUUAAUAUGAUGUAAUAAUUGAAUAACAUUUAAUUAUAAUAUAUAAACUUAUAUAACUCUAUAAAUAGUAAUAUAAUAUUUUAUUGAAAUGUUAAUGCAUUAAUUUUACAAUAAAAAUGUAAAAUAAUCAAUACAUAAAAGUUCCUUUUUCCGCUAAAACGUUCACUUGUUUUGCCAUUUGAUGAGGUUUGGAAUAUUACGAAAAAAUUAAAUUUCAUCGUUAUUAACAUAAUAUUUAAAAGAUGCCUUGUCCACUAUUAGCAGAUUCUAUUACUUUAGAAUUGGAAGCUCAGGAACCAUGGCCUCAAGAAAUUAUCUUAUAUCAACCAUAUGAAGUUGAACAAAUAUUACUACCUGAUAAUGCAAAUUGUUUAGCUGUGCAAGCUUUUCUUAAAAUGUGUGGCAUUGAUUUUCAAAUAGAACCAAGGAGCAAUGCAGAAUAUAUGUCCCCAUCUGGUCGUGUACCAUUUAUUAAAUGUGGAGCAUUUUUAAUACCUGAAUUUGAUAAUAUUGUGUCAUUCAUAGGAAAUAAAGGCACAAGUUUGUCUGAUCAUUUAACUGCAAAUUGCAAGGCUGAUAUGAGAGCUUAUAUGUCAUUAGUAAACAAUGUUUUUGUAAAUGCUGAAUUAUAUAUUUGUUGGGUUGAUGAAUUAACUUUAAAUGAAGUAACUAAAGUAAGACAUGGAAGUGUAUAUCCAUGGCCAUUAAAUCAUUUUUUAAAUUGGCAAAAAAGAAAAGAAGUUAUAAAAAAACUCAAUGUACUUGGAUGGUAUAAUAAAACUAUAGAAGAAGUAUGCGAAGAAGUAAAAAAUUGUUGUACAGCAUUGUCUGAAAGAUUGGAGGGUAGUGAUUACUUUUCUGGAGAUAAGACACCUAAUGAAUUGGAUGCCUUAGUUUUUGGACAUAUUUUUACAAUAAUUACAACACCAUUACCUGGUAAUAAACUAGCAAAUAUUGUCCAGAGUUAUCCACUGCUUGUACAUCUCUGCAAACGCAUUGAAAUUAGCAUUUUUUCUCCUCAAGCGAUAGGAAUGAAAUAAAAUAACAAAAUGUUGGAGGCGAGAAUUAAGUAACACGACUUUGGAGAUUUUCAUAUGUAUAUUCUUGGAAAACGACAGGAAUGCAUAACCGAUAAAAGGUAUUCGUAAAUUAGACGUUUUAUAAAUUUUGUUUUUUUUAUUUGUCAAAUAUUGUUGAAAACGAUUAUGUUUAAUGAUCAUUGUUUAUUUUUUCUGCGAUAAUUAUUUUCAAUGUACUUGUUAUCAACAUUUAUUUUUAAUUUGAUUAAACUAUUUAAAAGAAUUAUGUACAAUAACAACUGUUCUCAUAUUAAGUAUAUGGUGUUAAUUGACAAUAAGUACCUUUUUAUCAUAAAAAUUGUAUAUAUUUAAUUAAUAAUAUUUGUUAUUUUGUACUUUAAAUAACUCUUAUCCAUUAUUUACUUUAAUUGAAAGAUUUUGUUAGUUACACGAACUAACUUAUAUUUUUGUGUAAAAAAUAUGUAUAUUAUUAUUAAUGUGCAUUAAUUUUUCAAUGCAUAUUUAUAUUACAUAUAUCUUUUACACAAUAUGAUUUUAUUACUCUUCUAGUCAAUUCAAUUUAUAGCAUAUUUUUGUGUGAAAUUGUAAAAUAUUUUUAAAUAUUAUAUGUAAAUAAUAUAAUGAUGUACAAUAACGUUUAAAUUAAAUGUAAGUUAUUGGAAUAAUAUUCGAAUUAUUUUUUUCAUUUUUUUAACUAAUUUGCGAAAUAAAUAUUUAAUGACAAUUGCAUAAUUAUCCCCUAUAAUUAUGAUAGUAUAUCUGUUACAUAUUUCUUGUCUCCAGCGUUUAGUUAGAAUAAACAAAAAUUAUAUUUUCAUCUUCAAUUUUUUUUAUUAAAACUUAUAUUUUAUUAAUAGAGAAAAAUUCUUGUUUCGAAAUAUUGUUUGUAAUUUAAUACCUUUGCGUAUAGGAAUAUCAUUAAAUAAAUAGCAUUUAUUUUCUAAUCACAACAAUUUAUGUUUAAAUAUAUUCAUUCUUCAAUGAUAAAUAAAAGAUUAAAUAACA
Molecule: messenger RNA, 2190 nt
Organism: Apis cerana (Asiatic honeybee)
Lineage: Eukaryota; Metazoa; Arthropoda; Insecta; Hymenoptera; Apidae
Product: metaxin-2
Biological process (GO): mitochondrion organization
Cellular component (GO): cytoplasm; SAM complex
Source: RefSeq, a predicted model, not a curated record